Messenger RNA from Rubroshorea leprosula, 800 nucleotides. The record is from the annotation of a GenBank genome assembly. NCBI's taxonomy places the organism in Eukaryota, Viridiplantae, Streptophyta, Magnoliopsida, Malvales, Dipterocarpaceae.
GGCUUUCGCUUGUUGGUUGCAAGUCGACGCAAACACUGAUACACAGAGAAACAUGAUUCGAAACUCUCGAAGUAGAUCGCUGCGAUUUCUACUAUUAUUCUCUUCGAUUUCUUUGCAUUUCGUUUCAGGUUUUUCCAAUGACUCUGGAAGUUCGAAGAAUGAUGCAAAAACCAAGUCUAAUGUUACUUCCAGUAGUGGAACUGGAUCCAAGGUAGUCAUCAUAUUACUUGGGAUUGUUGCGAUAGGGUUGUUUUCAUUUUAUCUCUUCAAGUUGUGGCAAAAAAAGAAACGAGAAGAACAGUAUGCUCGUCUUUUAAAGUUGUUUGAACAAGAUGAUGAGCUCGAGGUUGAACUUGGCCUAAAGGACUGAAACAAUAUGUAUCAUUGGCAUCAUUGUUCAGGAUGAUAUGCAUUCAUAUUUUUGCGCUUCAGUCUGUCUGUUGCUCAUUUGGCUAGCUGCUGACAGUUUCAUGCUCUGGUGAUAUCAUUUUUGCUAAGACAGCCUUUUUUUGGACAUGUUUGCUAGGUGGACGGAAAUAGGAUGCUUGGAAUACCCUAUCGUAGGAUCAGAUAUUUUUCUAAAGUUGGAGUAUCUUGUAAUGACAUGUUCAAAUGAAAUUGCAUAAAUUUAAAUUUUGUGUCUACUUAGAGUGGAGAAGGAUACAAUUUAAUAGUUGUUUGGAGUUGUUAAUUCAUGUUUGUAAAAUGUAAAGAAUAUGGAUAUGUUGAAUCCAUUUCUGACAUGUUCGUGCUGAAUUAUGUAAUCAGCAUUCAAUCACAAAGAAAAAUAUCAACAAUAC